This is a messenger RNA of Ceutorhynchus assimilis (cabbage seed weevil), 1981 nucleotides long. Lineage: Eukaryota; Metazoa; Arthropoda; Insecta; Coleoptera; Curculionidae. The record is from the annotation of a GenBank genome assembly.
AGUCAUUAUUUGAAACAACUGUAUCUUAGCAAGUCAUUGAAACAAUGAAGUCUCCCGAAAAGCUGAGUGUCUUCAUUUUUAUUUUACUUAACAUGAACAAUAAAGUCUCUAGCAAAAAUACAGAUGAAGGUGACAAACAAUGGUACAAAACGUCAACACUAUAUCAAGUUUAUCCAAGAUCCCUGAAGGACUCGAACGGUGAUGGUAUAGGUGACCUUAGAGGAGUCAUUCAGAAACUAAAUCUUUUUGUUGAUGCUGGUAUUACCGCUUUUUGGCUUUCCCCAAUUUUUAAAUCCCCUCAAGUUGAUCAAGGUUACGACGUCAGUGAUUACUACACCGUCGAACCAGAUUAUGGAACGAAUGAAGAUCUCUAUGAAUUAAUUCAACUAUCCCAUGAAGCUGGUAUCAAAGUUUUAUUAGAUUUCGUCCCAAAUCAUACCAGUGACCAACACGGGUGGUUCAAUAAGUCUAUCCAUAGAGAAGAUGGUUAUGAUGAUUUUUAUAUUUGGGCUGAUGGUGUUGUGGAUAGCAAUGGGGAAAGGCAACCACCAAACAACUGGUUAAGUCUUUUUGGUGGCAGUGCUUGGGAAUGGAACCAAAUAAGGCAACAAUAUUAUUUUCAUCAAUUUACUGUUCAACAGCCGGAGUUAAAUUACAGAUCUCAGGGUAUGGUCAACGCUCUAAAGGAUGUAAUGCAAUUUUGGCUCGAUAAAGGAAUCGACGGUUUUCGGGUUGAUGCUGUACCCUACCUUGUUGAAGAUGCUAAAUUGACAAACGAGCCUGUCAAGGAUAUUGCCGGUUGUUCGUCGACCAUAUAUACAUGUUUAGAUCAUAUUUAUACAAAAGACCAACAAGGAAGUUUUGAGGCCGUAUACGAUUUCAGAGAUUUUGUUGAAAAUUAUACUGAUACAGUCGGAGGUGACCAAAGAAUUAUUGUAACUGAAGCCUACUCGCCUCGAAAUAUUACCCUUCUCUAUUACGGCAACAGUGACGGAAGUCGUUUGGGGGCUCAUUAUACCUUCAAUUUCGAUUUCAUACAGUACUUGAAUUUCGACUCAAGUGCCUCUGACAUUGCUAAUAUAAUAAAUUGGUGGCAAGAGAAUUUGAAUACUUCUUGGAUACGAAAUUGGGUGAUGGGUAAUCACGAUAACCAUAGAGUAGCAACGAGACUGGGAUACCCAGAUGCUUACAAUAUGCUCGUAGAUGGAUUUUUACCCGGUGUAUCUGUAACUUACCAAGGAGAAGAAAUUGCUAUGGAAAAUGGAGAAGUAGAUUGUACACAAGGCAAAGACCCCAAAGCAAACUGUUCUAAUUUUGAAUCUGUGAGUAGGGACUUUGAACGAACCCCGUUUCAGUGGGACUUUUCCAAAAAUGCUGGUUUUAGCGAUGCAAAUGAAACUUGGCUUCCAGUCAGUAGCAAAUACCUCUCCAAUAAUCUAGCAGCUCAAAACGUUACGGGCUUAAAGAGCCACUACAACUUAUACAAAGACUGUAUCAAGUUUCACAAGAAAUUAUCCGAGGAAAGUGCGAAAGUUCAGUUUCAGGAACUAAAUACUUUCCGUUCUCAUACUCAAGGAGACGUCUUAAUAACUUACAGAAUGUUUAACACUAGUUGCGGACACGACGAUCCUUACGUGCUAUUAUUUAACAUGAACAGGGUUGAAGUAGCUAGCGUUGAUCUGAUAGUUAACGUAGUUAAGUCAUAUCAAGUGGAAGUUACUUGGCUACAGUCAAAGUAUCAAGUCGGGGAGAAAAUCAGUUCCAAAGAAAUUCACCUCUUUCCACAAGAAAGUAUCAUCCUGAAAGCUCAGUGUGAUCAGAAGUAUAUGGAAUAAUUUAGGAAUACCUACCUAAUCGUAGUGUCGACAUGAAAAAUAUUUAUUCCUAGUUUCUAGUUGAUUUGUAUUCGCUAUAAUAAAUAAAUUUUUAAAAUUUUAAUUUUCAAUUUAAUAACAAAACAAUAAAGUUACAUACUUAAUAA